Molecule: messenger RNA, 1595 nt
Organism: Pelagomonas calceolata
Lineage: Eukaryota; Pelagophyceae; Pelagomonadales; Pelagomonadaceae
Source: the annotation of a GenBank genome assembly
UCUCAGCAUUGCAGCUCAGAGUCGGCGUCAAAUACGCGCGCGCUGGGCACCGCAAUCGCUAUCGAGCGCUGCCGCAGAUCGCUACUUAUAUAAAAGAUCGUGAUUGGAUAGAAAAACGCAACGAUGAUCCUUCCUAGCAAGACCUUGCUGCUAGCUGCGGCAGCCAGCGCCCUCUACGUCCGGCCACGCCGCCGGAUGAGACACGUUACAACGAUGAAGUGGGGCGAGCACAUCGACCAGGUGAAAGGAGAUAAUACGUUCUUAAGGAACAAGGACGGCCGACCGGCACAACUCCAACGAGACUACGGCAAAUUAAUAAUAACACUAGCGACGACGGGCAACAUCAACACGCGGGAAAACAACAAGGACCUCCCGUGCUCACCAAAGGAGAUGGCCGACCAGAUGCACGAGUGCAUCAAGCUCGGGGUGUCUAUCUUACAUAUACAUUCGAGGAAUGAGUUGUUAAAGCCGACGAUGCGCGUUGAUAAAUUCAGAGAAACAUGCAGAUUGGUGAAGGAACGGGAUCCCGACGUGAUCAUACAAAUAAGCACGGGCGGCCGGGCCCCGCCGACGGCCUUCGAAGGUGUGGAUGUGGGGGAUUGGAGGAUGGACCCCCUCAACUUAUUACCGGAGAUGGGCUCGUACACGCCCGGCUCCGUCAACCUCGGUCCCAUCGUCUACCAGAACGACGCGAAGCUCACGAGGGACAUGGCCCAAAAAUACAAGGACCUGAAGAUCAAGCCGCAGGUCGAAGUGUUUGACACGAACAUGAUCUCGAACGUUUGUUGACAGUGUCCGGACACGCGCUGAUGGCGUCGAGGGUCGCGUCGAUGGCGUAUGAGCCGUCGCGAGGCUCGCACGAACACCUACCGGCACGCCGUCGAGGAGGCGCUGGAGAGAGACGCCACGCGCGCGCGGCACCAAGCGCCGUACGCAGGCCUACAACCUCGUCAAGGCGGGCCUCCUCGAAAAGCCGCUCGAGUUCGGCUUCGUGAUGGGCGCGCCGAACGCGCAGGAGUGCACCUUGAGGCAGCUCGGCCAUUUGCUGUCCAUGCUCGAGCCGGGCGACACGUGGACGUCGGUCGGCGUCGGCAAGUUCGAGAUGCCCCUCGCGUAUGCCGCGAUAGCCCAUGGGGGGCAUGUGAGGGUCGGUCUCGAGGACACGAACAAAUUGCCGAACGGCGAGAUUGCGACGAACUAUGAACUCGUGGAGCACGUCGUGGAAAUGGCCAAGAGUAUGGGCCGCGAGAUCGCGACGCCGGCGGAAGCGCGGGAGAUCCUGCAGAUGGAUCCUGGGCACAUUGAUCGGAUCAACGCGCAGCUGGAUCCGUCUGUCGAUUUGUCGUCGCUGGUGUCGAACACGGCGCCCUACGAGGGGCUGGAGGCGAUUCCGGGGUCCUUGGAAAUGAAGCCGACGCCCGGGCACCCGGACUACCCCUCGGCGUAACUAGCUUUAGUACAUUUAACACACAUGCUACUCUACCCGCCUCGUCGAUGGCGUGCAGGUGGCGCAGAAGCCAGGCGCCGCGCACCAGCCGCGGGCUCGCCAUCGAUGCGACCGACCGCGGGCUCGCCGCCGAGGUGAUCGGAACACG